CACUCUGUGCACAUAUUGAUCAUCAAGGCCAGGAAACGGAUAUUAGUUAUUACGGUAUGAAAGCCAUUGUCAUUCUACACGCUUUACCCAUUCAAGUAGAUAGACGAGUUUCACUAAGUGCGACGUAUUAAUAUCAAGCACAGUUCAAAUCAUCUCUCUCGCAUAGUCACAUUACAUCGUUUAGUGUGAGUGAAGAACAACCAUCAGGAUGGCGUCUGAAUACAAGCAACUCAUCAAUGAAGGUUGUGACGUGGAGAGCGUCGGUCAUGAUACCCCUCCUAGUUACGAUGAGAGUAAUGCGAUUCCAAGCUCAGCUCCACCACAGAACCCUUACCCACCUCCGAACUCUUCUGAGUACCCUAUGCAACAGCCUUCUCAAUUUCCGCAGGCUGCACAAUUCCCUCAGCAGCAACCAGGCACAUAUGCCCCUCAGCAGCAACCAGGCACCUAUGCCCCCCAGCCGCAGGUGAUUCAGGUCCAACAGCCGGUCCAACAAAACAUAAUACAUGUGAGCACGGGAAUAGCGCCGAAUGACUACUUUGGCUUAGCUCUCUUUGUCACACUCUGCUGCUGUUUGCCGUUUGGGAUUGUAGCUCUCAUCAAGUCUACUGAGGUGAGAAACCGAUCAGCAGUGGGGGACUACCACGGUGCCGCUGUCUCAUCUUUGGAGGCGAAACGCUGGUCCAGAAUCGGGUUAAUCUUUGGCAGCGUUUCAGUGGGUGUUAGUGUACUUGGUGGCAUUGUGUUAUCUACAUUAGGCUCAUCCGUUCAAUAUGGUUAUUAGAAAAAUAAAGAGAAAGAAGGAGGAGAGGGGACCAUGAUUAGAAUGGAAGAAGGGCUGCGUAGUUUAAAACCCAAUUGUUUGAUCAGUUUGAGUUCAUGACCACAAUCCUCGAUUAUAUAGAUUUUCGCAAGACUCCGCAAUAGGACCACUGCAAACUGGAGAAAUAGCUACAGAGAGAGAGAGAGAGAGAGAGAGAGGAAGGGAGAGAGAGAGAGAGAG
This is a messenger RNA of Strongylocentrotus purpuratus (purple sea urchin), 1003 nucleotides long. Its product is annotated as proline-rich transmembrane protein 1. Gene Ontology annotation, cellular component: membrane. The coding region runs from base 209 to 784 and encodes 191 amino acids. The transcript has 4 exons. The record is from RefSeq and is a predicted model, not a curated record. NCBI's taxonomy places the organism in Eukaryota, Metazoa, Echinodermata, Echinoidea, Camarodonta, Strongylocentrotidae.